Messenger RNA from Nilaparvata lugens (brown planthopper), 1308 nucleotides. RefSeq names its product neuropeptide SIFamide receptor-like. NCBI's taxonomy places the organism in Eukaryota, Metazoa, Arthropoda, Insecta, Hemiptera, Delphacidae. The record is from RefSeq and is a predicted model, not a curated record. Gene Ontology annotation, molecular function: peptide binding; neuropeptide Y receptor activity. Gene Ontology annotation, biological process: G protein-coupled receptor signaling pathway. Gene Ontology annotation, cellular component: membrane. The transcript has 5 exons. Bases 1 to 1308 code for a protein of 435 amino acids.
AUGGCCAUGAGUUUGAAACGCGGAGAGCAAAAUAAGUGGAUUGAGGAGGAUAAGGUGAUGAAACGUAUGUCUGAGAACACCUCCAUGGCUCCGCUACUGGAGGAGGCAGCCGCACGGGAUGAUGAUGAUAAUGAGGACUUCAUCGCACUCAUCAAUAACCCAUCACCAAAACCGUGGAUGCCUCUCCGCGAGCUGGCGGAGGAUGUUCCACAUGCUAUAAUCUCAGUAACGCAGCUGAUCCAGAACGCAACAGUGAGCAGCGAUUCAACAGAGAUGCUGCGCCAUUCAGUUGUGAUGACCGUGGUGUAUUGCGUGGCCUAUGCGGUGGUGUUUUUCGUGGGCAUUGUUGGCAAUUUCGCCGUGGUGUCUGUGGUGCUUCGUAGCGGUCCACGCAUGCGCACACCCACCAAUCUGUUCCUGGUGAACCUGGCCUGUGCUGAUCUACUCGUCCUCAUCUUCUGUCUGCCAUUCACCCUCGUCGGCAAUAUUAUGACAGGAUGGACAAUGGGCUUGCUGAUGUGCAAGACAAUUCCCUACCUGCAGGGUGUCUCAGUGAAUGCCUCGAUCAACACAUUGGUCGCCAUAACGAUUGAACGAUGGCUGGCCAUCUGCUAUCCAAUGCGCUGGCAGAUGACGUCACACACCUGCAAGCUCGUCAUUCUACUAAUAUGGCUAUUCUCCCUCACCAUCACUUUUCCUUGGAUCCUCGUCUUUCAACUAACGCCUAUGGAUGAUGGAAGCAGCAUACAGAUGUGCGUGGAAACAUGGCCGACCCCCUACAGCGAGAAGGCCUACUUUCUACUAGUCAACCUGGUGAUGUGCUACCUCCUGCCACUGACACUCAUCUCCAUCUGCUACUUCCGCAUCUGGCGCCGGGUAUGCUGCCGAAAAAUGCCCGGUGAGGUCCAAGUGCACCAGAAACUCAUAAUCCACCGAUCCAAGGAAAAAGUAAUAAAGAUGCUAAUGAUAGUGAUAACACUUUUCACAUUAACCUGGCUCCCCCUGUAUGUAAUUUCCUUCAUAUUGAAACUGGGCGUGAAUCUACAACCCUGGUGGGAAGAUGCCAUUGUCAAACUGAUACCCUUGGCACAAUGGCUGGGGAUAUGUAAUUCAUGCAUAAAUCCUGUGAUUUAUGCAUUUUCCAGCAAGAGAUUCCGCACCAGAUUCAAAGCAAUACUAGCUUCAGAGUCGUGUUUUACGCGUCUCCGCUUUGAAACAAACAGCUUUAAUGAGGUGAAUUUGAGCACCAACACCGGAAACCGUAAGGAAUCCCUUAAUAUGCCACAAACGACCAGUACAGCUCUAUAA